This is a messenger RNA of Rhinichthys klamathensis goyatoka, 1440 nucleotides long. RefSeq lists its product as uncharacterized. Bases 31 to 1440 code for a protein of 469 amino acids. The transcript is spliced from 6 exons. Lineage: Eukaryota; Metazoa; Chordata; Actinopteri; Cypriniformes; Leuciscidae. The record is from RefSeq and is a predicted model, not a curated record.
CUCAGAUUUUACUGACAUCUACAAGUCAAUAUGAAGACCGUGUUAUUCUUCUUUGUGUUCUAUGUUGUCAUGAACGGUGUGUUUGGUGAGUCAGUGUCAGUGAAGGAAGGAGAUUCGGUCACUUUACACGCUGAUCUUCUUGAAAUACAGAGAGAUGAUGUGUUGGAGUGGAGGUUUGGAGCUGAAGGCUUCCUCAUAGCUCGAAUCAACAGAGGAGCCAAUACGAGCUCUAUAUAUGAUGAUGUUCUUGAUGGGAGAUUCAGAGACAGACUGAAACUGGACAAACAAACUGGAUAUCUCACCAUCACAAACACCAGAACUGAACAUGCUGGAGUUUAUGAAGUUGAAGUAACCAGCACCAGAAACAAGACAUUCAAUGUCACUGUUCUGCCUGUAGAUGCAGUGAAGUCGGUGUCAGUGCUGCUGGGAGAUUCAGUCACUCUAAACACUGAUCUUACUGAAAUACAGAGAGGUGAUGUGAUACAGUGGAGGUUUGAACAUCUAAACUCUCCUAUAGCUGAAAUCAAUAGAAAGGAUAGAAAAAUCUCUAAACAUGAUGGUCCUGAUGGGAGAUUCAGACACAGACUGCAGCUGGACUAUUGGACUGGAUCUCUGACCAUCAGGAACAUCAGAACUGAACACUCUGGAGAUUAUGAAGUUGACAUCAUCAGCAGCAAUCACACCAUACACAAGUUAUUCAAUGUGACUGUCAGUGGUGAAGUGAAGUCAGUGUCAGUGAUGAAGGGAGAGUCGGUCACUCUACUCACUGGUCUUACUGAAAUACAGAGAGAUGAUUUCAUAACGUGGAUGUUUGGAGACAUCAUCCUAGCUGAAAUCUAUAAAAACCAGUCCUCACUGGCCCAACUAUUCUAUGAAUAUGAUGGUGCUGAUGAAAGAUUCAGAGAUGGACUGGUGCUUAAUAACCAGAAUGGAUCUCUCACUAUAACACAAUGCAGAACCUCAAACUCUGGACUCUAUGAACUGAAGAUCAACAGACAUGCCAUAUACCGGAGAUUCACUCUUACUGUCAGUGCUCUGUCUUCAGGAGAAAAAGCGGAGAUCGUUGUUGGUGUCCUGCUGGUGUGUGCAGCUGUAGUUGCUGUUGUGAUUUACCACCGCUGCAAGAACUCUAAACUAAAACAUGAAGAGAAGUCAGUGAUGGAGGGAGAUCCAGUCACUCUAAAGACUGAUGCUGAACUACAAAGAGAUGAUCAGAUCCUGUUGAUAUUUGGAGAUGAAAACUCUCAUAUAGCUGAAAUCAAAAGAGAAGAUAUCUUUGUUCUUGAUGAGAGAUUCAGAGACAGACUGGAGCUGGAUCAUCAGACUGGGUCUCUGAUCAUCACAAACACCAGAACCACAGACUCUGGAGAAUAUACACUACAGAUCAGCAGUGGAAAAAACACAUUCAAGAGAUUCCAUGUUUCUGUCUUUGGUGAGUAA